Arabis nemorensis is the source of this 1161-nucleotide messenger RNA. The record is from the annotation of a GenBank genome assembly. NCBI's taxonomy places the organism in Eukaryota, Viridiplantae, Streptophyta, Magnoliopsida, Brassicales, Brassicaceae.
AUGCAGAAUAGGGUUGUACAGAUGGAAGAAGGAAAAGAAAAUGGAAUCUUGGUUAGAACAGGACAGUACAAGUCAUUUCCUCCUAAACUGCUACUUGUGCUAGGGGUUUUUCUUGCUUUCUCUGUUGCUGUAUUCAUCAUUAGUGUAUCUACAAUCAAGUAUAGUGGAUUACAAAAUGUAGUAACCACGGUCACUUCGAGCUUUGUGCCAUGCCGCGAGGAGGAACGUAAUGGUUUGAGUAGAUGGAUACAGCCUCCUGCGGUUCUGAUGCAUAACAUGAGCGACGAAGAGCUCCUUUGGCGUGCUUCUUUCUGGCCUCGGAGAAAAGAAUAUCCGUUUAAAAGGGUUCCAAAGAUUGCGUUUAUGUUCUUGACUAAAGGACCCUUGCCGCUUGCUCCUCUCUGGGAGAGGCUUCUCAGGGGUCACAAAGGGCUUUACUCGGUUUACAUUCAUCCUCACCCUUCUUUUACAGCCAAGUUUCCAGUUAACUCUGUUUUCCACGGGAGGCAGAUACCGAGUCAGGUUGCAGAAUGGGGGAGAAUGUCCAUGUGUGAUGCAGAGAAGCGGCUUCUCGCCAAUGCGCUAUUGGAUAUCUCAAACGAACGGUUUGUUCUCGUCUCAGAGUCAUGCAUUCCACUCUUCAACUUCACAACCAUCUACAACUACUUGACCCAAUCAAAACACAGCUUCAUGGGUGCUUUUGAUGACCCUGGACCUUUUGGGCGUGGCCGCUACAACCAGAACAUGGAACCUGAAGUUCCCAUCACCAAAUGGCGAAAAGGGUCUCAAUGGUUUGAGAUUAACCGGGACCUCGCAGCUACCAUUGUCGAAGACACCUUGUAUUACCCGAAAUUCAAAGAGUUUUGCAGGCCUGCUUGCUAUGUCGACGAGCAUUAUUUCCCGACCAUGUUGACAAUCGAGAAACCAGCGGUCUUGGCUAACCGGAGCUUGACAUGGGUAGACUGGUCGAGAGGCGGCCCCCACCCAGCUACCUUUGGGAGAUCAGACAUCACAGAGAAGUUCUUUGAAAAGAUCUUCAAUGGAAGAGACUGCAUUUACAACGGUCGCAAGACUUCCAUGUGCUAUCUCUUUGCAAGGAAGUUUGCUCCGAGCGCUUUGGAGCCUCUGCUUCACAUUGCUCCUAAGGUUCUGGGAUUUUGA